Molecule: messenger RNA, 413 nt
Organism: Ctenocephalides felis (cat flea)
Lineage: Eukaryota; Metazoa; Arthropoda; Insecta; Siphonaptera; Pulicidae
Product: vacuolar protein sorting-associated protein 13B-like
Exons: 2
Coding region: 36-413 (125 amino acids)
Source: RefSeq, a predicted model, not a curated record
UAAUCAAGUGUUUAUAUCAGUAUGGACCUUUUAAAAUGUUUAAAUUGGAAUCUUAUAUUACACCUAUAUUGUUAAGUUAUGUGGACAAAUAUAUAAAAAAUUUUAGGCCUGAAGAUUCACAGGUUUCAUUAUGGGGUGGCGAAGUUUCAUUCCACAACCUAGAUCUCCGUCUAGAUGUUUUAGAAGAAGAAUUGCAGUCACUUCAGUUCAGUAUAGUCUCAGGUCAUAUUCAUGAAUUAUUAAUACGGGUUCCUUGGACAAAACUUGCAUCAGAACCAAUAACAGUCACAAUAAACACUAUAGAGUGCAUAAUCAAAUUAAAAGAUAACACCAGACAUGCAAUAACAGCUCGGAAAGUGGAAGUAGCAGUGGGAGUGGGAAAGUGCCAAAGAAAAGAGGAAGGCAGCGGCUAA